GAUUAUUGUCUCGCUGUUCCUGAGGUAUAAACAAGAGAAAUACACCUUCCAUCGUUCCAUUAAAUCGUAAAAUGAAAUCUCAAGUCCAUGGAAAGUGUGAGUCAAUUUAACUGCAUAACACCGUUCAAGUUUGAAGACUUUAUAUGGCGCUUGUUUAGUUCGAUACAAACGUGUCGGCGACCUGACGUUUGGUUUCAACUAUGCCUGUUAGUAAGAAUGCAAAGAUCAGCCAGCAUGUUAAUUAUAGGAUUAGAUGUACCAUGCAAGAUGGCCGGCAACUAGUAGGGACGUUCAAAGCUUUCGAUCGUCACAUGAAUAUAAUAUUGUGCGAUUGCGACGAGUUUCGCCAAGUCAAAAACAAGACAGCAAAGCAAGACAAGGAUCGCCAGGAAAAACGGGCUCUAGGCCUUGUUCUUUUGCGAGGUGAACAUGUUGUUACUAUGAAUGUAGAUGGUCCCCCACCUCCUGAAGAUGCCGCCCGAGUUCCUCUCCCUACAGCAGGUGCUUGGUCAACUGGAGUUAAGCCAUUGACUGGUAUUGCUGUCGGGCGCGGCAUGCCCCUUGCGACCCCAGCAGCAGCUAUUGCCCCAGCUCCACCCGCUGGUUUAGGUGGGCCAGUUUGGGGAGUCGGAGCACCAGCACCGGGUCUAAUGCAGCCACGAGCGCUUCCUGGCAUGCCACCUCCACCUCCUCCCCCUGCAGGCGCACCAACUGCGGCGUUCGGUCGUGGAAUGCCAACUGUCACCGCUGUACGAGGAUAUCCUCCUCCUCCACCUCCACCUCCUCCUGGAUAUCAUUGAGACGCAAUCUGACUCAUGGUAUCUAUCCCAGAUAACCACUUAUUAUCGCGGAGAAGUUUUGUAAAAGCAUUUACUUGUUUCAAUAUACUUUUUUAAGCACUUUG
Schistosoma bovis is the source of this 904-nucleotide messenger RNA. The record is from the annotation of a GenBank genome assembly. NCBI's taxonomy places the organism in Eukaryota, Metazoa, Platyhelminthes, Trematoda, Strigeidida, Schistosomatidae.